Messenger RNA from Kuraishia capsulata CBS 1993, 2154 nucleotides. RefSeq lists its product as uncharacterized. Bases 1 to 2154 code for a protein of 717 amino acids. Gene Ontology annotation, molecular function: ATP binding; DNA binding; DNA ligase (ATP) activity. NCBI's taxonomy places the organism in Eukaryota, Fungi, Ascomycota, Pichiomycetes, Pichiales, Pichiaceae. The transcript has a single exon. Gene Ontology annotation, biological process: lagging strand elongation; Okazaki fragment processing involved in mitotic DNA replication; DNA repair. The record is from RefSeq and is a predicted model, not a curated record. Gene Ontology annotation, cellular component: nucleus; mitochondrion.
AUGCUGGUGAGGUCUCUCGUUAGAAAAGCCCUGAUUCCUCAUUCGCUACCGAUUAUGUCCAAGCAGCAGACUUUGGGCAGUUUUUUCAGCAGCGCGAGAGCCAGCGCCUCCGCUCCCGUUGCUAAGAAGCAGAAGAUUGAAAUCACCACUCCAGAGUUGACGCCAGAUCCCAAAACUGACAGUGAAAGCGAAAAGGACAAGGAAGUUGUGUCGGAGUCACCGAAUAAGCCUAUAUUUGCUGUUGACGAUGCAAAACAGCUUCUGUCCAAGGAGACUAAGGAAAGUACCCACGUUCCACCCAUCAGCAACUCGAAACCGAUUCCCUAUUCUGCAUUAGCGGAUGUAUUUGAGAAGUUGGAACAGGAAUCGGCCCGACUUAAAAACUUGGCAAUUGCAAGUGAGUUUUUUCAAGAGAUUCUUCAAAGUGACCGUCCAGAAGGGUUGAUACAGGUGACGUAUCUCAUGAUCAAUCGCCUGGGCCCUGAUUAUGAACCGGGUUUGGAGCUCGGCCUUGGUGAAACGUUGCUACUGAAGGCGAUAGCAGAGGGAACUGGCCGUGCAGCAUCGCAGAUCAAGGCUGAUUACCACCGUGUUGGUGAUAUUGGUUUGGUUGCUCAACAAUCCAGAUCAAGACAGCCGACGAUGUUCAAGCCAAAGCCACUGACUGUUCCCGUGGUGUUUGAAAAUCUCACCCAGAUUGCCAGGAUGACCGGCAACUCAUCUCAGGCACGCAAAAUCGGAAUCAUCAACAAGAUGCUCACCGCCUGUGAGAACCAGGAGGCGAAGUUUUUGAUGCGUUCGUUGGAAGGAAAACUGCGGAUCAACUUUGGCGAGAAGUCCGUGCUGGUAGCUCUUGCAAAAGCUUUUGUUGAGAACGAAGCUUCCAAAAGGAAUAAAAAGGGAACAGCCGAAGCUCUUGUCCAGGCAGAGGAGAAGAUCAAAGUCGCAUUUAGUCAAACGCCGAACUACGAGGUGAUCAUCAAGACUGCUUUGGAAUAUGGUAUCCAGAACAUUGUCGAACAUUGUACUCUCAAACCUGGUAUUCCGCUUAAGCCUAUGCUGGCAAAGCCGACCAAGUCGAUUACUGAGAUUUUGGACCAAUUCCAGGGCGAAGAGUUCACAUGCGAGUAUAAAUACGAUGGCGAACGUGCACAGCUUCAUUUGCUUGAAGAUGGAUCCAUCCGAAUCUACUCCCGUAACUCUGAGGAUAUGAGUGAGAGGUACCCGGACUUGAUUGCGGUAGUGAAAGCAAUGAAGGCCUCCAACCCAAAUGUGAAUACCCUAAUACUGGAUUGUGAGUGUGUGGCUUGGGAUGUAGAGCAGAAGAAGAUUUUGCCUUUCCAAGUUUUAUCAACUAGAAAGAGGAAGGAUGUUCAGACCAGCGAUAUAAAGGUCCAAGUCUGUCUCUUUGCAUUUGACUGUCUCUUUUACAAUGGUGAAUCUCUCAUCACGCAGAGUCUCAAAGAGAGACGAUCCUUACUGAAGGAUAACUUGGAGCCAAUAGAGGGCAAGUUUCAGUAUGCCAAGGGAAUGGACUCUUCCAAUGUGGAUGAGAUUCAAGGCUUUUUGGACCAGUCUGUAAAGGACGCCUGUGAAGGUCUCAUGGUGAAAACGCUCAACGGGAGUGAAUCCGGAUACGAGCCUUCCAAGAGAUCACGCAACUGGCUGAAACUCAAGAAGGACUACUUGGAAGGUGUUGGCGACUCGCUUGACCUUGUGGUCGUGGGUGGUUACAUCGGUAAAGGUAAGAGAACAGGCUGGUAUGGUGGAUUCUUGCUUGCUACUUAUAAUCAGGACACUGGAGAAUACGAAACUGCUUGCAAAAUUGGAACAGGGUUUAGCGAAGAUGAUUUGAAGAAGCUAUCUGAGACUCUCAAGCCAACCGAAUUGUCCAAACCCAAAGGAUCAUUUGUUUACGAGAAGAAUAACUCUAACGCGCUUCCAGACGUGUGGUUUGAACCCACGCUGGUAUUUGAAGUCUUGACGGCGGAUCUAUCUCUAUCCCCAAUCUACAAGGCUGGUGCGGCAAACUAUGGUAAGGGAAUCUCGUUACGAUUCCCUCGCUUCAUCAGAAUCAGAGAUGAUAAAGGGCCCGAAGAUGCCACCAGCAGUGACCAAAUAAUCGAAUUUUAUGAGAGACAAGCGAAUGUCUGA